Messenger RNA from Nematolebias whitei (Rio pearlfish), 1179 nucleotides. RefSeq names its product ring finger and WD repeat domain 3 (gene rfwd3). Gene Ontology annotation, cellular component: nucleus; site of double-strand break. The record is from RefSeq and is a predicted model, not a curated record. Bases 1 to 1179 code for a protein of 392 amino acids. Gene Ontology annotation, molecular function: ubiquitin protein ligase activity; protein binding. Gene Ontology annotation, biological process: double-strand break repair via homologous recombination; protein ubiquitination; interstrand cross-link repair. NCBI's taxonomy places the organism in Eukaryota, Metazoa, Chordata, Actinopteri, Cyprinodontiformes, Rivulidae. The transcript is spliced from 7 exons.
AUGCUCUCCACUGCACACCUGGAGAAGGAGCUGAGAUCCUUGAUUGCCCAGACAGGCAGGAGUUCAGUUCCCUUCCCCUCAUCACCCUCUGCCUCCUCAUCAAGCUGUCAUGUCUUCAACCUGUCUCAGAAGGUAGAUGGCUCCAGGAAGUCUCAGUACAGCUUCUCCAGGGCAGUGAUGCUGUCCCAGACAGGAGGCUGCAGGGUUUUGUCCUACUGUGAACCUCUGAGCUGCCUGCUGGCCUCCCAGACCUCCCCUCACUCCACACUGGUGCCUGGUUGUGGGGUGAAGAAGGUGAGCAUGGUGAACAUGAAAGCCAGUCAGUACGUUCCCAUCCACAGCAAACAGAUCAGAGGUUUGUCCUUCAACAGACAGAACGACAGCCUGCUGCUGUCCGCUGCGCUGGACAACACUAUUAAACUGACCAGUCUGCUGACCAACACGGUGGUUCAGACGUAUAACACGGGUAAACCGGUGUGGAGCUGCUGCUGGUGCUUGGACAACAGUAACUACGUCUACGCCGGUUUGAGUAACGGCUCUGUGCUCAUCUACGACACCAGAGACACCAGCACACACAUCCAGGAGCUCGAGCCGCUCCGCUCCAGGUGUCCUGUAGCGUCGCUGUGCUACGUGCCACGAGCAGCUUCCAGCUCUUUCCCCUGCGGUGGUCUGAUCGCUGGCUCUCUAGAGGCAGCCUAUUUCUGGGAGCAGGUAAAUGAGACGACCUACAGACCACAUGUCCUGCCACUGGAGGGCUCCGGCUGCACGGACAUUCAGGUGGAGACGGAGAGCAGACACUGCCUGGUCACAUACCGGCCAGGACGCUCCAACCCGUCCCUGCGCUGCGUCCUGAUGGCGCUGACUCGAUCCCCCCAGCAGGACUCCAGUCAGCUGCCCACCUGCUCCUGCUCACCUGUGCAGACUUUCACCGCCGGCUCGUCCUGCAAGCUGCUAACCAAGAGUGCUGUCUUCAGCAGUCCAGAUGGAUGUGGGACUCUGGUCUGUGCCGGGGACGAGGCGUCCAACUCCACCAUGGUGUGGGACGCCAGCAGCGGCUCCCUGCUGCAGAAGCUUCCAGCAGACCUCCCGGUGUUGGACAUCAGCCCCUUGUCUGUGAACCGUGAGCACUUCCUGGCCUCUCUGACAGAGAAGAUGCUGAAGCUGUACAGGUGGGAGUGA